Molecule: messenger RNA, 3602 nt
Organism: Chroicocephalus ridibundus (black-headed gull)
Lineage: Eukaryota; Metazoa; Chordata; Aves; Charadriiformes; Laridae
Gene: TCTN1
Product: tectonic family member 1
Exons: 14
Coding region: 829-2436 (535 amino acids)
Biological process (GO): cilium assembly; protein localization to ciliary transition zone
Cellular component (GO): MKS complex
Source: RefSeq, a predicted model, not a curated record
CCGAGCGCGGAGCCUGCCCCCGAGCCCGUGGACAGCGCGGCGGGUCCCGCGGCGCCACCGGAGACGCGCGCUGCUGUGCGGACCCACAGCGGGCCGGCCCCGAUCACGGACGGUGGGUGCCCGGUGGGGCGGGGUCUCCGGCUCUUCGGCUCUUCCCGGGCCAAGGGAAGCCCCACUCACGGCCUCUCUGAGGCAUUCAGUCGUCGAUGAGCUCUUGGAUCCCCUUCGGCUCCCGUUGCAGCCUGGGAGGCCCCCGUUGCAGGCCCCCGUUGCAGGCCGGCGCCCCCGGAGAUUUACCGGGGCUGUGCUGCGGCGCUGCUUUGAGCACCCCACUCCAGCCGGGGCUCAGAGCGUCCUCCGACAGGCAGGCUCAGCAAGCCUCUACACAGCCUUCGGGUACUGGGCAAGCUGAUCCCAGCACGUACAGUCCCGUGAGUUGGCGCUGAUGGAGGGCAAGCUCUCCUGGCCACCCAGCACCCUGCUCUGAGCCCACAGGGCAGAGCCUGGCUUCACAGAGGAGACCCAGACUCACCCUGUAUGUGCUUGGAGAUCUCCACUUAUACACUGAGCUGGAGGCGCACACAGUUUGCCCCAAGACUCCUAAUUCAGCCCCAGCUCUGUGGAUAUAUAGUGGUGCUGUGGCAACAUAGAUUACACAUUUUUGUUAUUGUGUUUCCAGAAGGUGUUUUCCAUUGUCUUCUAAUUGGCAGGUAUACUUUUAUUUAACUUUUGAUUUCCCAGUGUUGUUGCCAUCGAUUCUGCUUCCCUAGAUUACUUGCCAAAUUAAACAUGUCCCAGUGCACACCUCCUUGGGGAAGAGAGACUUAAAUGCCUGAUCUCAGAGACAUAACUGCGCAAUCUGAUCAUCCAUGUUUAAACUUCUGUUGUUUACAAGUUGCCAAGCUGUGUGUUUGUGAUCUGUUGGUGGCACAGUGUGAUGUAAAUUGCUGCUGUGACCCCGAUUGCAGUGCAGCCGACUUCAGUCUCUUUACUACAUGUUCAGUUCCUAUUGUCACAGGUGACAACCGUCUUUGUAGUCAGAAAGCUGCUAUAUAUUCACUUGAUGUUGAAGCAAAUCCACCAGAAAGGAUAUUUAAAUUAAUUGACCAAGUCAAUCCCAGUGUUUUCUGCAUUCAUGCUACAAACUAUAAAGAAGCACUCUCCUUCAGUUCCCCUCAAAUGCCUACUUCUGAAAAUUUUGAUCAAUUGCUUAAAGAGUUUGAAAGUGCUACUUUCAGUGCUGAGCCUGACAGCUGGAAUAUGAACACAGAUGCUCAAAGUCCUUCUGACGCAAAUGAAACAUAUAGAUAUGAGUAUGGUGUUCCUAUACAGACGGUAGAUGCGUUUCUAAGGCUGCCUAGUCCUGUGGUCUCCUCUUGGUGCUCUGAUGCGAAUCCUGCAGGGUUUUUAGUAAACCAGGCUACAAAAUGCAUUAGAUCAGUAAGUGUGGAAAACUGUGGCAACAUUCAAGCAGUUAGUAUGCUAUUCUAUAUCAACUCCAGCAUUUUAGCAGUGCCUAAAUCAAGUCAGAUGGUUAAUAUUACUGUCCAGUCCGUAGUUGUCCAGUCUCUGAAUGGAAUGUGGACUUUACUUAAUAGUAGUGAUGUCCUCAGGCUCCCUAUGAUUUUGGAUGAAGUGUGCAUAAAUAUCGUUCUUGGGGUGAGUUAUCACAUUACAUACACAGAUGCAGGAGAAAUAAUAGAAGCAGCUGCCUCUUUUGUUUUGGGGGCAAUUAACAAAGAAGCACUUUCAAUACAGCAGAGCUUUGAAAUCAGCUUUACUCAGGUAAAUACAAAGCCAGUUCCUCUCAGUGGUAAUCCUGGUUAUGUUGUCGGACUGCCUGUAAGGGCGGGCUUCCGGCCACAAGGAUCUGCCAUCAUUCAGAAUACUAACAAAUAUGGUCAACUUACCAUUCUGCAAAGUACAUCCAACCAGGACUGUCUGGCGGCACAGGGAGCCAGAACGCCAGUAUUAUUUGGUUAUAACAUGGUAUCAGGCUGCAAGUUACGAAUUACUGCAGCUAUGAAAUGUCAGCCUUUGACUCAGACCCUCCUAGAUUUACUGAAAGGACAAACCUUUCCUGAAUACGUGGCCUCAUUUGGAAAUUCUCGAGCCCAGGAUGUGCUCGACUGGGUGCCGAUAACUCACUUCCAGACUUCAGAACAGAGCUCAUGCCAAAUACCAAUAUCACUUGAAAUAGAAGUGAAGUGGACUAAAUAUGGAUCCCUAGUCAAUCCACAAGCCAGAAUAGUCAACGUUACAGCAACGAUCACUAGCACCACAUUGAAGCAGCUUCCCUCAGGAAGGGAAAGGACUAUUCCUAUAACAAGUUCUGUUGUUUUCACUGAUAUUUCUUCACCUGCAGAGCCAGGCUAUAAAGCUUGGCCCACCAUUAAUGUCAAGUUACCCUUUGAUUUUUUCUUUCCGUUUGUCUAAGGUAAGUGUGCAUCAAAAAACCCCAAACAAACCAUAUUUCUGCUUUUUCUGCUUUUUAUCCCAUUUCCUAAAGAAGUGGGGCUUAUACAGUCACUGUGAUGGGCCAUCAGUUUCUUCUAAAUUGUAGACACACUGGCUUAAAAUUGGCCAAGAGAAAAAGGGUGAGCCCUUGUGAGGGUUCUUAGAAGUUUUAGGGCAGAAAAAAACCCACAUUAAGUAGAAAGUUCCCAAUUAUACCUCUGCCAAGAGGAAAAAAAAAGGCUGCAGUAUGACCUUGGUGGUGGCUCCAGCUGGCCAGUCAGCACACGUGCAGCCACCAGCCUUCCAGCACCUCGGCGGCUCUGAAGCGGCGCCAGCCCGAGCUGCCUGCCUCGCAGCGCGGAGGCAGGAGGGGAAGGGAGGAGCACAGGGACACGGUGCGGCUCCCCCAGAAAGCAGGCUUCGUUGUUCUGCGAAGAGCAGAGCUAAACUGUUAAUUAAAGUAAUCAUGUGCUAUUAGAUAUUGCCUCUGCUCUAUCUAUUUUCAUAGAUGAACAAACUGCAUAUUUCUAGCUAUUUUUCCCCAAACCACUAAUUAAUUACCUUUCUUUAAAAAUCCGAACAGUUAAGUGAUGUUUUCAGAAAAGCUCAAUGACCCUUCCAGCUGACUCUGGCUGAAAUCAGUUGGAGACACCUGCUACAGUCAACACCUUUCAAAAUUCCCACUUAUUUAAUCUUACUCUUCAACUUCAAAAUAGUCUCAACCCCAGGGACCUUCUAGUACCUGAAAAAGUUCACAUUGUGUUCGAACACCAGCCUGGUCCUUUAGAAUAUGCUUCGAAUGGCUUCUGGAGCCUAACUGUUCCCAGCAGUCCACUCACCUACAUCUGUUCUUACACAUUCUAAUUCUUUUAAUGUGCUGAUUUAUGACCUGUGGAAGCAGAAAGAACUUUGCAAACCAGCAGGCAGCAAACGAACACUUAAAAUGGAAGAAGAGAUGAGAGAAUGCAGUAUCAGAACUCAAAUCUGCUGCUGAGAACCAGGCAUUUGUUUGACGUAAGAUGGCACGUGUUUGCCUCUAUUUUGGUGCUGAUUUGAUUGUCAACUAAAGGAGUGGUAUGUUGGUAUUUUUUUUUUAAAACGAACGUUAUAUAAAUCACAAAGUGGCACAAGCAGCAACAGAAAUG